Molecule: messenger RNA, 1008 nt
Organism: Batrachochytrium dendrobatidis JAM81
Lineage: Eukaryota; Fungi; Chytridiomycota; Chytridiomycetes; Rhizophydiales
Exons: 1
Coding region: 1-1008 (335 amino acids)
Molecular function (GO): protein binding
Source: RefSeq, a predicted model, not a curated record
AUGGCUGGUAUGGCAGUCACGACUAACGAAUCUGUACUGCUGUUUUCAGGACGUGGUAAUAAUGGAAGUACUUUGGUUGCAGACUCAUGGCUGGUCCAUGUAGACUCAUCAAAAAAAACCAUUUCAUAUGUAUCGAUUCCAUUCGACUCUGCCAACCCACCAUCACUAUCCGAUACUAAAUCCAAUUUACCAACUUUAAGAGAUUCUCCUAGUGUCGUGUCUGAUUCCAGUGGAAACAUUGUCAUGUUUGGUGGCAGAUCUGGACUAGCAACAUCACCCAUCGAUUCAAAUAUACAUGUAUUUUCUGGUAACUCGUGGAUUGACUCGAAACAGUUUGUUCCUGGUCAGCCUGCCACAAGUAUCAGUAAUCCUGCUACUGGAACCACACCCGAUGGAUCUGAUAGAUCAAAUACAUCUGCCAACGGUACUGACCCUUCAAGUAAUGGAACCAAUACGAAUGCUAAUUCAGAACAGCCAUCUUGGAUCACAACCAACACCAUCACCAUUCUUGUAGUGUUGGCAUGUUGUGCCGUGGCAGUAGCAGCUAUAUUUGGUGCAGUCUAUGUAUACCGCGCUCGUAAGCGUAAUCAGCGAGCUUUGAUUCCAAUUCACCCGAUAGUUGCUUUGGCUUCAUCGCCUACGGAUCCACCAAAUGCGUAUUCUUUUGAAAAUCGACAAUCUGAAACCUCAUUGUCAAAUAUACACCAUUCAGGACUAGAACAAAACACAACUGACGCUGGGUAUACGCCAUUAAAACGUCCUGAUGUAUAUACGAUUCCGACGCAAUCUUUAAUGGUGCCAUUUGCCACUGCCAUGCAAACUACUCGGCAUAAUGUCUAUACACUUCCAUAUUUGAUCACCCUUGAUAUGGUCUUUAAUUUGAAAAGUUCUUUGUUAAUUAAUAAAGGUUUCAAUUGUUUUAAUGGGAUUCUGUUUGUCAACUUUAAACGAUUCCAUAAAUGCAAUGUUUUAAAUUCAGCUGAUUCAUAUACACGAAAAUUGGAUUAG